AGAAAUUGUAUUUAUAUGUGAGUGUAUUGCAUACAUGUAGAGAAAUACAUCAUCUGAUUGCAAGACUCUGGAGUAUGCCGUCCCCUCCACAAUCUGAAAGUGUCUUCGGGUUUAAUCAGAACAGCGUGAGAAUCAGUCGCCUAUUGGUGGUUGGACGAGACUUGUAUCCUGAACGAACGACUGUGUGUUUUGUAUAUAUAUAUUAAAUGUGUUCGUGUUGGUGUUGGACAGCAGUCGGAUAGGAUCAAAACAACGCGAAGAGUUUAUUUAUUUUUUUUUCUGUUCUGUUGCAAAUUUAUCCAAAAUUAUGGAGACGGAGGAUGAAGUGAUCUAUCCUCGCGCUGUCACGAUUUUCGCAUCGGUUUGUGCGAUCAUCUUCUGCGUUGUGGGUGUAGCGGGUAACUUGAUUACGAUACUGGCCUUAACCAGGUGCCCGAAAUUGCGCACACAUCCGACCACAUAUUUCGUCCUGUCCCUGUGCAUCUCGGACUUCAUCUUCUGCUUGAUCAACAUGCCAAUCACAGCCACCAGGUACAUCCAGGAGGAGUGGACACUCGGAGAGGAUCUUUGCAAACUGUUUCCGGUCCUGUUCUAUGGGAACGUUACGCUUUCGGUUUUGAAUAUGGUUGCAAUCACAAUAAAUAGGUACGUUUUAAUUUCGUGCAACCAAUACUAUAGUAGGCUGUACUCGAAGAUCUCCAUAUACGCGCAGCUGGCCUUUAUUUGGACCAUUUCCUUUGUAAUACUGUUACCCCCAUUGUUGGGUGUAUGGGGUGACCUGGGCCUAAACAAAACCACGUUUUCCUGUACAAUAUUGAAAAACGAGAACGGCUCCCCCAAGGACGCCAUCUUCAUAGUCGGCUUCGUUUUGCCAUGCGUCGUCAUCAUCACCUCGUACAGCUGCAUCUUCUGGAAGGUCAGGGCUUCCCGCAAGAACCUCGAAGCUCACAGGAAGCCAAGUGACAAAAGGAGUAUGAGGAAGGAACGGGAUGAUCGCCGCUUAACGAAUCUGAUGGUCAUCAUCUUCAUCUGCUUCCUGUCAUGUUUCCUUCCGCUGAUGAUCGUAAACGUUUCGGUGGACGAAAUGAACUUCCCUACGCUGCAUGUUUUAGCAUCAAUUCUGGCAUGGUUCUCCAGCGUGAUCAACCCCUUCAUCUACGCCGGAAGCAACCGGCAGUACCGUGAAGCGUACGCGAAGCUACUGCACCUGGUGAAGAACACGGUCAGCUUUUCCGAGUCCAGACACCUCUCCGACGUGACAAAUCCUACGCACAAAACGCCAAAUAGUAGUAACCAGAACUACGCACCUGUACCUGUUAAAACGACUGCGAACAUUUAGCCCACCCAAGAGCAACCUUUAACCCUGAUCGCACAUUCCUAAUCUUAAGCACACACGAGUUAUUGACAUAUCUUCUUCGAAAACAAAUAGUAAACAAGAAAAAAAAAAGACUGAUAACUUAUUUGUGCCAUAGGAUAAUAUACAGCAUUAUAUUAUGUUCAUUUAGAUAAGCUCAAAGAAAAAGAAACAACAUACUUCGGCAGGCUGAGUCGUAAUUUUAGUUACCAAUUGUUAUGU
Molecule: messenger RNA, 1576 nt
Organism: Nicrophorus vespilloides
Lineage: Eukaryota; Metazoa; Arthropoda; Insecta; Coleoptera; Silphidae
Gene: Tre1
Product: protein trapped in endoderm-1
Exons: 5
Coding region: 308-1339 (343 amino acids)
Biological process (GO): G protein-coupled receptor signaling pathway
Cellular component (GO): membrane
Molecular function (GO): G protein-coupled receptor activity
Source: RefSeq, a predicted model, not a curated record